AUGACCGACAGCAAGUAUCCAUCCGCGCAGCAGGCACACCAAUGGAAGAAACAAUCUCAGCUACGAUCAUCAUCGUCUUUGGCAGAUGAUGAGUUGGACAACAAUAAUGCUGAGACUUCCAACCACAAUUAUUUUGCCGCUCCUGUCUUGGCGGAUAAUACUGUGAAAGAAGAAGAAGAAGAAGAAGUAAAAUCAUUGGAGCUUCAAGCAUCGUCACCACAUUUAUUUUCGGCAGGCUUGGUGGCAGAUGUCCAAUACGCGCCGAUACCCGAUGGAUAUAGUUUCUCAGGAAACCCACGGUAUUAUCAAUAUGCCUUGGACGUGGCCAAGCAUGCUUUUGCGCAUUUUAAUCAAGAUGCGAAUAUUGAUGAUGAUGAUGAUGAUGGUCAUCCACAUGCAAUUGAAUUGGUUCUCAACUUGGGUGAUACCAUUGAUGGAAAGUGCCAAGACCUAGCACAAUAUGACGGAGACCCAGAAGUCAUUUCAGAAGCUGGCGAUGAUCCAGGAAUGUAUGCCAUGAACCAUGUGUUGGAUGCCAUGGCACAGUAUACCAAGGGCCCGAUUUUGCAUACCUACGGAAACCAUUGUCUUUACAAUAUGGAUCGCAAACAACUGCAAGACAAACUUGGAAUUCCCUUUGUGAAAGAACCAAAAAUUGGCAACCAAGAAGGUGACGAUGAUGGGCAUGAACUGGUGGGAUAUUAUUCCCAUCUCCACAAGGGAAUUCGAUUUAUCACGGUGGAUUCCUAUGAUGUAGGUAUGCUGCAACGGUGCCCUAACACUUCCGAGAAACGAAAACAGGCUGAAUCCAUUUUACGGCAACACAAUCCCAAUUAUUUUAAGGAUGAUCAAAUGAAUUCACCUGAGGGUAUGGUAGACCUAGAAAAGCGCUUUGUUGGAUUCAAUGGUGCUGCCGGAGAGAUCCAAUUGAAAUGGCUAGCAGAGACAUUAGAAGAUGCUCGACAAGCCAAGGAAAAGGUUAUCAUUUUGUCUCAUCAACCGAUAUUCCCAGGGUCAUCCAAUGUUGUAUGUCUCAUGUGGAACUAUGAUGAAGUCUUGUCCGUGCUUCGAAAGUUCUCGGAUAUCGUGGUGGCAAGCUUAUCGGGACAUGCUCACAAGGGUGGAUAUAACCGAGAUCCGGAGAGUGGGAUUCACUUUCGUGUCGUCGAAGCAGUUUUAGAAAAUAAGCCAGAGAAGACCUAUGCCAUUGUCAAUGUCCACGAGAACGAAUUGGUCAUACGUGGGUUUGGAAAUUGUCAAUCCGCAGUCUACGAUUUUAAACAUCUAUCAGGCAAGUGGACACCACCACUAGAAUCUGAAUCUCAUUCUAGCGCUACCGAUAGUGCAAGCAUCCCAUCCGAGCAGACGCAACAAUCCAAGUGA
This is a messenger RNA of Cylindrotheca closterium, 1383 nucleotides long. The record is from the annotation of a GenBank genome assembly. Lineage: Eukaryota; Bacillariophyta; Bacillariophyceae; Bacillariales; Bacillariaceae.